CAGAAGCGCGCUGACAUAGCUCACUCCGCCGCCGUCCUUCUGGAGAAGUGUCAACUCCUCAAGUACGAGAGGUCGUCAGGUCGAUUCCAAAGUACAGAGCUCGGCCGAAUCGCUUCAUAUUACUAUGUAACGUACAACUCCAUGAUGGUCUACAACCAACAUCUACUUUCGAUGAUGUCGACGCUCGAGUUGUUUAGGGUUUCCGCACUUUCAAACGAGUUUAAGUUUGUACCUGUUCGACAAGAGGAAAAGCUGGAGCUCGCAAAGCUACUCGAGAGGGUACCGAUUCCUGUGAAAGAAAGCGUCGAGGAGCCUGCGGCGAAAAUCAAUGUAUUCCUACAAACCUACAUCUCGCAACUCAAGCUCGAUGGGUUCGUCCUUGUCGCUGACAUGGUCUUUGUGCAGCAAUCUGCGGGGCGUAUCCUGAGGGCUAUGUUCGAGAUAUGUCUGAAACGCGGCUGGGCUGUGCCUGCUAAAGCAGCUCUUGACCUUUGCAAGAUGGUUGAGAAGAGGAUUAUAUCAGGUGGGGUUCAAUCGCCUCUUCGUCAAUUCAAGGGCGUUCCUGCUGAAGUGAUAAGAAAGGCAGAAGGCAAACAAUUUCCUUGGUAUCGUUACUUCGAUCUGACUCCUCCUGAAAUUGGUGAACUCAUUGGAAUCCCUAACGCUGGGCGGCUAGUGCACCGUCUUGUCCUUAGCUUCCCGAAGCUUCAGCUCCAAGCACAAGUCCAACCUAUCACUCGGUCGCUCCUUCGAAUCGAUCUUUCCAUCUUACCUGACUUUUGAUGGGAUGAAAAGAUCCACGGUACGGCGGAGAUCUUCCUUAUCGUGGUCGAAGAUGUGGAUGGAGAGGUGAUACUCCUCUACGACUCGUUCAUCCUCCGCCAACGAUACGCGGAAGACGAACAUAACGUUACGCUUACUGUGCCCUUGUUCAAACCUGUCCCGCCCAACUACUACAUCUCUACUAUCUUGGAUCGCUGGCUUCACGCUGAAACUCGGCUUCCCAUUUCUUUCAAACAUCUCAUUUUGCCCGAAAAGUUCCCACCUUCUACCCCGCUUCUCGACCUACAGGCCCUACCUCUUUCCGCCUUGCACAACAAGGAAUUCGAAGCACUCUACUCCUCGACGAUCCAAACCUUCAACAAGAUCCAAACCCAGGUUUUCCAAGCUCUUUAUACGACAGACGAAAAUGUUUUCAUCGGUGCGCCUACCGGUAGCGGCAAGACAAUCUGCGCAGAAUUUGCUCUCCUUCGUCUCUGGAGUAAGAGAGAGCAACCCCGAGCGGUUUGUAUCGAGCCAUAUCAAGAAAUGGUUGAUCAAUGAGUUGUGGAAUGGCGGGCCAAGUUCGAAAAGCUACAAGGCGGGAAGGAGAUCGUUGGUCUCACAGGGGAGACAAGUGCUGAUCUGAGGCUUUUGGAGAAAGGAGACGUCAUUGUCUGCACACCAACGCAGUGGGACGUCCUUUCACGACGGUGGCGACAAUGCAAAAACAUCCAAAACAUCGGUCUUCUUAUUGCUGAUGAGGUCCAGUUGGUCGGUGGUGAAGUGGGACCCACCUACGAGGUCGUCAUUUCCCGCACGCGUUAUGUAUCUGCGCAGACAGAAAUCAAGACACGAAUAGUCGCUUGUGGAGUCUCUCUCGCGAACGCCCGAGAUCUGAGCGAGUGGAUGGGUGCACCUUCUCACGCGAUCUUCAACUUUUCACCAAGUGCCUGUCCCCUUGAUAUGGACAUACAUCUUCAGUCCUUCACCAUCCCCCAUUUCCCCUCCCUAAUGAUCGCCAUGUCAAAGCCUGCCUACCUCGCCGUUCUGGAGUACUCUCCCUCAAAACCCGUCAUCGUUUUUGUUCCCUCCAGGCGACAGUGCCGCCUUACGGUCGACGACCUUCUGACUCACUGCCUAGCGGACGAUAAACCUGAUCGAUUCCUCAACAUCGAGCUUGACGACUUACAACCGCACCUGGACCACAUCAGCGACAAGGGCCUCGUUGAAACGCUCAAACACGGUAUCGGGUACUACCACGAGGCUCUCAAUAAGCAGGACAAACGCAUCGUUCAGCGCCUGUUUGAAUCAGGAGCUAUCCAAUUGCUUGUUGCGUCAAAAGACACGGCUUGGAGCUUACCAGUGGCGAUGGCGAGUUACAUGGUGAUCAUCAUGGGUGUACAGUUCUAUGAGGGCAAGGAGCAUCGUUACAUCGACUACCCAGUCAUGGACGUUCUCCAAAUGAUGGGCCGCGCUUGUCGGCCAAUGGAAGAUGAGCGCAGUCGAUGUGUUCUCAUGUGCCAGCAAACACGGAAGGACUUCUGCAAGAAGUUCCUUGCCGAAGGGCUUCCAAUCGAGUCACAUCUCCCGACCCAUCUCCUUCAUGACUACUUCCUCGCGGAGAUCGCAGUCAAAACCAUCGAGAACAAGCAAGAUGCUAUGGAUAUUCUUACUUUGACUUACUUCUACCGCCGAAUGACUCAAAACCCAAACUAUUAUAAUCUGCACAAUGUCAGCCAUCAGCAUCUGUCCGACCACCUUUCAGAACUUGUUGAGAACACUUUGAGUGAUCUCGUGAAUUCAAAGUGUAUCGCAAUUGAGGACGAAAUGGACAUGUCGGCGCUCAAUCUUGGAAUGAUCUCUGCCUAUUACAAUAUCUCUUAUGUGACGGUCGAGGUGUACACAUUGUCUCUCAAGGAGCGUACAAAGUUGAAAGGCCUUCUCGAGGUUGUAUCAUCAUCGGCCGAAUUUGAAACUAUCCCGAUCCGGAGACACGAAGAUGCUCUUCUUCGUCGUAUCUACGACCGCGUCCCAGUCAAACUAGAGCGGGCCGACUUCGAGGCUCCCCACUUCAAAACGUUUCUGCUCCUUCAAGCUCACUUCUCACGGUUGCAAUUGCCGCCUGAUCUGACUGCUGACCAGGUUCUGGUCCUGGAGAAAGUACUCAAUCUUUUGUCGGCCAGCGUCGAUGUGAUGUCGUCUAGCGCUUGGUUAAGCGCUCUGGGUGCGAUGGAUCUAUCCCAGAUGUGUGUACAAGCCAUGUGGGAGACAGAUUCGCCUCUGAAACAGAUCCCUCACUUUGAGACUGAGGUAAUCAAGCGAUGUAAGGACGCUGGUGUCGACUCCGUCUAUGACAUCAUGGAGCUCGAGGACGAUCGUAGAAACGAGUUGCUGCAGAUGACGCCCGCCCAAAUGCGAGAUGUCGCAACCUUUGUCAACUCCUACCCCACCCUGGAUAUCUCUCACGAGCUCGUCAAAGGAGAAUACACCGCAGGCGCGCCAAUCAUCCUCCAGGUAUCGCUGGCACGUGACGCAGACGAUGAGGAUGAUGGUGACCAAAACGUUGUUGCACCAUUCUAUCCUCUCAAGAAGUUGGCGAAUUGGUGGCUCGUUGUCGGAGAUCCUGCCUCCCGCCAGCUCCUCGUCAUCAAGCGAGUCACGGUGACGAAGAGCCUUGCCGUCAAGCUUGAGUUCACGUUGCCGAAGGGCAAUCACUCACUGAAGCUCUACGUCAUUUGUGAUUCUUACGUUGGUGCUGACCACGACAUUGGUCUCGAACCCAUUGAGGUGCUUGAAGGAGAGGAUAGCGACAGCGAUGAGGAUAUGGGUAGCGAUGAGGACGAGUAG
This is a messenger RNA of Laccaria bicolor S238N-H82, 3609 nucleotides long. NCBI's taxonomy places the organism in Eukaryota, Fungi, Basidiomycota, Agaricomycetes, Agaricales, Hydnangiaceae. The record is from the annotation of a RefSeq genome assembly.